Cicer arietinum (chickpea) is the source of this 726-nucleotide messenger RNA. RefSeq lists its product as uncharacterized. The record is from RefSeq and is a predicted model, not a curated record. Gene Ontology annotation, molecular function: phenylpyruvate tautomerase activity. NCBI's taxonomy places the organism in Eukaryota, Viridiplantae, Streptophyta, Magnoliopsida, Fabales, Fabaceae.
AAGGAGGUAGUAUAAUGUGACAUUUAUAACGUUAAAAGUCGAACCAAAUUUUUUAAUACUAAUGGACCACAGUAAAAUAGUACCUGACUCAACAAAACAAAAAGACACCAUCUUCAAUUCUUCAUAAGCAUUGGACAGCACAAAUUGGUGUUUGAAGAGACACCUUAUCCUCAAGGAGUUCAGGCCACCCGUGUACAGUAGCAACGGCAAAGCAAUGCCCACUUUGAACCUAUUCACCAACGUGCCUGUCGAUGCUGUUAUUGCUUCCGACAUUCUCAGGGAUGCCACCAAAGCUGUUGCAAAGAUCAUCGGAAAACCCGAAUCAUAUGUGAUGAUUUUGUUGAAUGGGAGAGUGCCUAUUGCAUUUGGUGGGACUGAAGAACCAGCUGCUUAUGGAGAACUCGUAUCAAUUGGGGGUCUUGAUCCAAGUGUUAAUGGAAAACUGAGUUCUACUAUUGCUGAAAUCCUUCAAACUAAGCUAUACAUUGAUAGCUCCCGAUUCUACAUCAAGUUUUAUGAUGCGCAGCGCUCAUUUUUUGGGUUCAAUGGCUCAACCUUCUGAUAAGACCUUCUUUCAAGUUAUGGACUUGGGACAGUUUCACAAGAAAAGAAUCUAUUUCAUCUUUCUGUGGAUUAUUACAAAUUUGUAUGCGUAAUUGUUGUGAAAGAAUACAAGUGAUAUAUAAAAAUGGGAAAAUGCAUCCUACUUUAUCCCUCUUCUUUAUC